Paramuricea clavata is the source of this 462-nucleotide messenger RNA. The record is from the annotation of a GenBank genome assembly. Lineage: Eukaryota; Metazoa; Cnidaria; Anthozoa; Malacalcyonacea; Plexauridae.
GAUAAGUUUCCUGACGGUGAGGACAAGGUUCCUGACUGUGAGGACAAGGUUGCUGGCGGUGAGGACAAGGUUCCUGGCGGUGAGGACAAGGUUCCUGGGGGUGAGGACAAGGUUGGUGGCGGCGAGGACAAGGUACCCGGCGGUGAGGACAAGGUUCUUGGGGGUGAGGACAAAUUUCCUGGCGGUGAGGACAAGGUUCCUGACGCUGAGGGUAAGGUCCCUGGAGGUGAGGACAAGGUUGCUGCCGGUGAGGACAAGGUUGCUGGCUGUGAAGACAAGGUUCCUGGCGGUGAGGACAAGGUUUCUGGCGGCGAGGACAAGGUUCCUGACGCUGAGGACAAGGUUUCUGGCGGCGAGGACAGGGUUCCAGGCGGUGAGGAGAAGUUUGCUGACGCUGAGGACAAUGUUCCUGGAGAUGAGGACAAGGUUCCUGGAGGUGAGGACCAAGGUUGCUGGAGGUGA